GAGCGGCUGCGCGGCGGCCGGAGGCGGGGCCGCGGCCGCGCUCGGCGGGCCUGGCGCUCGGCUCCGCCCCAGUCAUGGCCCUGCUCGUACCCGGUGUGUCUGUGCUCUUGCUGCUCGGGGCCUGGGCCCCGGCGCUUGGUAGCGCCUUCUCCGAGGCGCUGCCGCUGGUCAACGAGGAAGUGAAGCGCACGGUGGAUCUGAGCAGCCACCUGGCCAAGGUGACGGCCGAGGUCGUCCUGGCGCACCCGGGCGGCGGUUCCACGUCCCGGGCCACCUCCUUCCUGCUGGCUUUGGAGCCCGAGCUCGAGGCCCGGCUGGCGCACCUCGGCGUGCAGGUGAAAGGAGAAGAAGAGGAAGAGAACAAUCUGGAAGUACGAGAAACCAAAAUUAAGGGUAAAAGUGGGAGAUUCUUCACGGUCAAGCUUCCAGUUGCUCUUGAUCCUGGAUCCAAGAUUUCAGUCAUUGUGGAAACAGUCUACACCCAUGUACUUCAGCCGUAUCCAACCCAGAUCACCCAGUCAGAGAAACAGUUUGUGGUGUUUGAGGGGAACCAUUAUUUCUAUUCUCCUUACCCAACGAAAACACAAACCAUGCGUGUGAAGCUUGCCUCCCGAAACGUGGAGAGCUACACCAAGCUGGGGAACCCUGCGCGCUCUGAGGACCUCCUGGACUAUGGGCCUUUCAGAGAUGUCCCUGCCUAUAGUCAGGAUACUUUCAAAGUACAUUAUGAGAACAACAGCCCUUUCCUGACCAUCACCGGCAUGACCCGUGUCAUUGAGGUCUCUCACUGGGGUAACAUUGCUGUGGAAGAAAACGUGGACUUGAAACACACAGGGGCUGUACUGAAGGGCCCUUUCUCACGAUAUGAUUACCAGAGGCAGCCUGAUAGCGGGAUAUCCUCCAUUCGUUCUUUUAAGACCAUCCUCCCUGCUGCCGCCCAGGAUGUUUAUUACCGGGAUGAGAUUGGCAACGUUUCCACCAGCCACCUCCUGAUUUUGGACGACUCUGUAGAGAUGGAAGUCCGGCCUCGCUUCCCUCUCUUUGGCGGGUGGAAGACCCACUAUAUCAUUGGCUACAACCUCCCAAGCUAUGAGUACCUCUAUAAUUUGGGGGACCAGUACGCACUGAAGAUGAGGUUUGUGGACCACGUGUUUGAUGAGCAAGUGAUAGAUUCUCUGACUGUGAAGAUCAUCUUGCCUGAGGGGGCCAAGAACAUCCAAAUUGAUAGUCCCUAUGAAAUCAGCCGUGCCCCAGAUGAGCUGCACUACACCUAUCUGGACACAUUUGGCCGCCCCGUGAUUGUGGCCUACAAGAAAAAUCUGGUGGAGCAGCACAUUCAGGACGUUGUGGUGCACUACACCUUCAAUAAGGUGCUCAUGCUGCAGGAGCCCCUGCUGGUGGUGGCCGCCUUCUACAUCUUGUUCUUCACGGUCAUCAUCUAUGUCCGGCUGGACUUCUCCAUCACCAAGGAUCCGGCUGCAGAAGCCAGGAUGAAGGUGGCCUGCAUCACAGAGCAGGUCCUGACGCUAGUCAACAAGAGAAUAGGCCUCUACCGGCACUUUGAUGAGACCAUCAAUAGGUACAAGCAGUCCCGGGAUGUCUCUACCCUCAACAGUGGCAAGAAGAGCCUGGAGACUGAACACAAGGCCUUGACCAGUGAGAUCGCUCUGCUGCAGUCCAGGCUAAAGACAGAGGGCUCUGAUCUGUGUGAUAGAGUGAGCGAAAUGCAGAAGCUGGACGCGCAGGUCAAGGAGCUGGUGCUGAAGUCAGCAGUGGAGGCCGAGCGGCUGGUGGCAGGCAAACUCAAGAAGGACACCUACAUUGAGAACGAGAAGCUCAUCUCGGGAAAGCGCCAGGAGCUGGUCACCAAGAUUGACCAUAUCCUCGAUGCUCUGUAACCCCUGCCUGCUGGCCUUAGGCUAGGCCCAGGUGCCUGUAACUUUCAGAUGGCAUGUGGGGCGGGGGAGCUGAACACUGAGGCCAUCGAAGGCUGGCAUCUAUAUUGCAAAAGGUCUUUGAGGAAGAGAAGCCAGGGCCUGCCUCAGACAGGGCAAGAAGCUUCUCCCUUGUCCCUCAUUCUUUUCUUUAUUUUUUUUAAAGUUAAAGAAAAAAAUCCCAUUAAAAGGAAAACACCUUUGUAUUUUGAACAAAGGAAUUUUUAAUAGUUGAUCGGUAUUGUUCUAUCCUGGAGCCUAGGAUAUUUUUUCCAGUUUGUAAGCCUUCUAUUUUAUGCUUUUCUAAUUCCUGAUAUUUGGGUGUUUUGUGUGUAUGUGUGUUUUUGUUUUUUAGAAAAGUGUGUGUGAACAAAUGGAAAUAAAGCAGGGACUGUGAA
This is a messenger RNA of Nycticebus coucang (slow loris), 2332 nucleotides long. It is a transcript of the gene RPN1, whose product is annotated as ribophorin I. The transcript is spliced from 10 exons. NCBI's taxonomy places the organism in Eukaryota, Metazoa, Chordata, Mammalia, Primates, Lorisidae. Gene Ontology annotation, cellular component: membrane; oligosaccharyltransferase complex. The record is from RefSeq and is a predicted model, not a curated record. Bases 75 to 1898 code for a protein of 607 amino acids.